Molecule: messenger RNA, 925 nt
Organism: Microcebus murinus (gray mouse lemur)
Lineage: Eukaryota; Metazoa; Chordata; Mammalia; Primates; Cheirogaleidae
Gene: MICOS13
Product: mitochondrial contact site and cristae organizing system subunit 13
Biological process (GO): cristae formation
Cellular component (GO): mitochondrial crista junction; MICOS complex
Source: RefSeq, a predicted model, not a curated record
CGCCUUCUAGGCUCACUCUUCCGAAGUCCGGGCCUUAAGUCCCCCGCGCGGGCGCGGGUGGAUCUCUCGGGCUCCGAGAUCUUCUCAGGUCACACUCGGGUUUCCCUUAAGAAACUCGACGCCUCUUUCCCCUCACGCCGCCAGGACCGGGCUGGGCUGACUACAUUGCCCAGGAGGCUUCGCGAACAGGCGGUUCACGGGGCGGUGCCGACUACAUUUCCCAGACAGCUUUGCGGCGGCCCGGCCCGGGGAAGGGAGCAUUUCCCAGACGCCCUUCGCAGCCUUUCUACGGCGUCUCAGGGCCGUAACGAGACUCCGAAUCCCGGAGGCCUUUGCGGCCGAGAAGAAAGACUACAUCUCCCAAAGGCCUCUGCGCCGUCGCGACCGGAAGCGGCGGGCGAGUCUAGUGUCCUUGCGCGCGGAGCCGAGCGACCAUGGUGGCCCGGGUGUGGUCGCUGAUGAGGUUCCUCAUCAAGGGCAGCGUGGCUGGGGGUGCCGUCUACCUGGUGUACGAUCAGGAGCUUCUGGGGCCCAGCGACAAGAGCGAGGCAGCCCUGCGGAAGGCCGGGGAGGUGGUCCCCCCGGCCAUGUACCAGUUGAGCCAGUACGUGUGUGACCAGACAGGCCUGCAAAUACCCAAGCUCCCAGCCCCUCCAAAGAUUCACUUCCCCAUCCGGGACUCCUGGAAUUCAGGUGUCAUCACAGUGAUUUCGGCUCUGUCAGUGGCCCCCUCCAAGGCCUGCGAGUACUCCAAGGAGGGCUGGGAAUACGUGAAGGCGCGUACCAAGUAGUGAGUCAGCAGAGGCUGCCUGCCUCGGGUCAGAACAGGCAGGGACACCACCGACCUGAAGAUUCCAGACUGGGACCCCCACUCCAAGGGCAGCUCCUGGCCUUGCCGGCCCAAUAAAGGACUUCGGAAGUGUUC